AUGUUUCAUAGCAAUAACAAUGCAGACUGUCCUGAGAAGAAAGACUCGGACUGCACUGGACAGGCUGCGCUGGCAUCUGAGGAGAAGGUGGAUCGGAACAGCCGCAAAAUAGACUGCAUCAUUUGCUUCUCUAACUAUAAUCUGUCAAACAGACUGCCCCGCAGGUUAUACUGCGGCCACACCUUCUGCCAGGCCUGCAUCCGGCGGCUAGACACCAUCACCAACGAGCAAAGAUGGAUUCCGUGCCCGCAGUGCCGUCAGAACACGCCCACGCCACGAGGAGGGGUGGCCAUGUUGGAUCUGGAUCUGACGGCCUUUCUGGCAGUGAAGGCUGAGAAGAACACCCGGUCAGUCAGUAAAACCUUGGAGAUGGACUCUGAACUCAAAGUAUUUGGCAAGAAUAUUCCGGUCAGCAGCCAGCCCCCCGGAUCAUGUCAGGACCCUGUCCAGGAUCCCCACUUUCCAAGGAGAAUGUGCUGCAAGAAUUGGUUCUGCUGCACCAACUGUGUGUAGACAUAACAAGCUGACACAACGUAGCAGUGUUGGCACCAGACUGCCGAUGCCGUGUCAGCUACACAUUGCCACGGCCAAAGUGAUCUACGUUUCUAAAAACAAGCACAGGGUUAUUCAAUAAAAAGUUAAUUCACAUAGAAUUUCAACUUUUACUCCCAAAGUGACCGAACUCCAAGUCAGACAAUACCAGGUCAGUUGUUUUGACCUAAAAUCUUAAAAUCCGAAUCUGAAUUCCUGACAAUUGACACUUUAGUGACCAUUGCUCUCAGUUCUAUGUCAGAUAUUUUCCCUCAUGUCAUAUUCCGAUAAAUAAUCUAAAUAUUGUCUGAGACUAAAUAAUUCCAUGAAUGAAUUUUCCAGCGUUUUAUUCCUGUUAUUGCUAUAAAAUAAAUGUAUGUAUAAGGUAAGUGGGUGCACAGUAUGAAAUCAUAUUACUGCUGUUUGGACCGACGCGCAGAGGGCAUCAGGGGAGAUCUUCUAUUGCUCCACCUACUAGACAGCCGGUUCAGAAGUUGGCUUUCCAGGAUUACAGAGCUCCAGCUCCAGCUGUUAGGAAGCCAUGGAAGCUGUAGAUUGCCUGCUGCGUCAUUACUCCGUUGACAAUAAAUAAGGGUAAGGUAGUCCGGAGCUCUGAAAACAUACUGGACCAACAGCUCUUAGACUCAACUAAUCUCCUAAAAUCCCUAUAGGCACCCCACGGUUUUAAACAUGUCUCUGUAAAGGGUGUGUGGUGUA
This is a messenger RNA of Pelobates cultripes (western spadefoot toad), 1248 nucleotides long. NCBI's taxonomy places the organism in Eukaryota, Metazoa, Chordata, Amphibia, Anura, Pelobatidae. The record is from the annotation of a GenBank genome assembly.